Messenger RNA from Clupea harengus (Atlantic herring), 1056 nucleotides. RefSeq names its product heme-binding protein soul5 (gene soul5). Lineage: Eukaryota; Metazoa; Chordata; Actinopteri; Clupeiformes; Clupeidae. Gene Ontology annotation, molecular function: heme binding. The record is from RefSeq and is a predicted model, not a curated record.
UCAUAACCUGAAGAGGCUUCUAUAAAAAGGAGAGGUGUUGUACUGAAGCACAAAAUUAAGCAACAUUUCGAGGGGCAAACCAAAUCCACUGGGGGAAAAUGGUUUAUGCUGCAGGAAUCCUUGUGUUGGUGUUCGCUCUGGCAGUGGAUGCCAGGGUUGGUGAUUCUAGCGAAUCCAACCAUUGCACUGAGACAAAGGAAUGUCUUAUGUAUAACUCCAUCUGCAAAGGCGAUGACUAUGAGGUGCGCCACUAUGAGACCUCCAAAUGGGUGUCUGCAGAUUCAGAAUCCUUCUUCAUGGAAGUGGCCAUUAACAGAGCUUUCUGGAAACUCUUCAAAUACAUCCAGGGGGCCAAUGAUGCUGGCUUGAAGAUUGACAUGACUUCUCCCGUCGUCAUCAAAACCAAGGAUGGCACCAGCAUGUGGCAGUCAUCAGUCUACACUGUCAGCUUCCUGCUGCCCUCUACCUUCCAGCAGGGCCAGACCCCUCCCACUCCCACCGAUAGCAGCGUAUACUUCCAUGAGAUGUCUGACAUGAAGGUUUACGUGAAGAGCUAUGGGGGCUGGCUGAUGGGUCUCUCGUCAAGAAUGAAGUCUCGCGAGCUGAGGAACUCACUGGAUGCUGUCGCGGCGUCCUACGACCGUGAUUACCAUUGCGAUGUCGGCUAUGACAGCCCGAUGAAGAUGAUAGACAGGCACAACGAGGUGUGGUACAUGGUGAAGGGAGAGCCUGUUUGUCCGGCUGCUGGAGCUGAGUGAAAGCACUCACUAGAGGAAGCUGAUGUGGAGGAGGGAGCUCUUUCCAGUUGUUACAUCAGCUGCCUUCUUGAUUUUGCAGGGACUUUUCAUUCAUUUCACUGUGCCACUUAUUCCCUAUAGAGGAGAGGGAACCGUAUGGACCUCCAUGCGACCUGUCCCAUCCUGUUUUUAGAAUCUCUUGAAAUGUAUAAAGUCUUUUGAUAGUUUGGACAGAUCUUAAUCUUCAUAACAAUGAAAGGCACCAGUGUAUUUAUUGUGCUGGUAACUAAAUAAAGUUUUCAUUGUUUCUUCAGAAUUA